Messenger RNA from Chironomus riparius, 654 nucleotides. Lineage: Eukaryota; Metazoa; Arthropoda; Insecta; Diptera; Chironomidae. The record is from the annotation of a GenBank genome assembly.
AUGUUAUUUGAAUUCAUGACAAGUGAACCAAGACGUCCACCACCAAAAACAAUUAAAGAUCUUAAGGACCGAAAUUAUACGCUUUAUACGAUGGAAUACGGAACGUUUAAUGCAAUGAUUAAGAAUGAGAAGGAAAAUUGGCCUGUCAUCAAGCCAUGUACAUAUGAACAGUUUCUCUACCUCUACCUAACGCAAUCACAAAAUGCAUCAGCCAAGACAGCACUAUUAAUAUCUGACCUUUUUGAAUCAUAUGCUGAGUACACAACACGAGAAAGUGACAAUUGGAUAAAAUUAGAGGAAGCAAUGCAUGUCACGCACGGAGGUCUUGUAACACAUCCUAAUGCCUACUUUUUUGAAAUGAUUGAAAAUACUAUUGAUUCUCUAAUAGACACUGGAGUUAUUCGUUACCUUAUUGAAAGUGAUAUUGGAACAAAAAUUAAAUUUGGACAUUCAGAUAGUGAGCCAAGUGUUCUCAGCAUGAAUGAUCUCUCGUUUGGAUUUAAUAUUUGGCUUGGAUUUUGUGUUUUGUCGGCUGUAAGUUUUGUGUUUGAACAAAUUGGAUGGCUAAUUAAGAAUUGUCAAUCGAGAGUGGAAAUUUUAAGGAGUCCUAGCUCAAUUUCUAGCUCUUCGAGUUGGCAUCGUUUUUUUAACUAA